Molecule: messenger RNA, 1009 nt
Organism: Felis catus (domestic cat)
Lineage: Eukaryota; Metazoa; Chordata; Mammalia; Carnivora; Felidae
Exons: 4
Coding region: 1-1002 (333 amino acids)
Source: RefSeq, a predicted model, not a curated record
AUGGCGCGAGGAUCCUACAAGUUCCCAGGUGUUAGGAAUUUUGUAGGACAGAGAACAGGUGACCUUGGUAGACCCAUUAUCCCAUGGUGGACCCAUGAUCCCAUGGUGGACGCAUUAUCCUAUGGUGGACCCAUGGCUUGUUCAAAGAGGGAUACCUCUGAGGCCGAGAGGCCACCAAGAGAUGGGCUGUGGGUGGGCUCAGACAGCAAGGAUGCCUCUGUUGAAGAGAACGGAGUGGGUGGCAGGGCCUUGGGUGUGGCUGGGGCCCUGCCAGCCGAGGCUGGGAACUCUAGCUGCAGCAAGGGGAGAAGCCUCAAUUCUGUGAAGGAUCCAGGGUAUUCUAUGGAGGCUAAUGAGCGAAGCCUUACCCAAGCCAGACAGCGGCGGCGCAGAUCCAGCCAAAAGGCCCUGGGGCCCCGGCGUUUGUGUGUUUCGGGCGCUCGGUUACCAUGGGAACGGCGUCCCGAGUUCGCAGCGCCGCCUGGAGUUCCCAGCCUGUGCGCCUCCUCCUCUUCCCUGCCCCAGCCUCUCCGCUCCAGGAGGAAGUGCUUGGGCCAAGCGGCAGUGGCUGGCCAGAAAGUUUUCCUCAUUAUUUGCACCAGGGUCCCCUGGGUCAGGUGCCCCCCAAAGGGAACCGGUGGACCGCAGACUGCCGGUGUUUGCAGCCCGCUAGCGCCCGCGCUCCUGCCCCUCCCGGGUAGAGGAGGGUCGGCAAAGACUGGCAAAACGUCAACCCCGCCACCAAACGAUCUACCCUGGAGAAUAAGUGCAAUCAAAGAGCUCACUCUUGCCAAAGGCAAACCUGAAACAUUGCUGAGAGAGACAAAGGUCUGUGUAAACUGCUCAUUCCGCCAGCUUCAGGAAGCUCUAUUCUCAUUCCAAGUUAGAAUCCCAACGGCAAGAUGUUUUAGGGCAUUCGCUAUACUAAUUUGGCUGUUUCCAGAAAUACCUUCACUUAGCUGUGAUGUGAAAAGUAUGACCUUGAUUUUAAUCACAGACUGAAAGAAAA